Messenger RNA from Coccomyxa subellipsoidea C-169, 3303 nucleotides. RefSeq lists its product as hypothetical. The record is from RefSeq and is a predicted model, not a curated record. The transcript is spliced from 20 exons. Lineage: Eukaryota; Viridiplantae; Chlorophyta; Trebouxiophyceae; Coccomyxaceae. Bases 1 to 3303 code for a protein of 1100 amino acids. Gene Ontology annotation, molecular function: glycosyltransferase activity.
AUGGAGGCCGCAGCAAAGCACAAGCGGCAAGAGGACAUACUGGAGAGGCUGCUGUCAGGGGCGGGCGUGUCUGCGACGGGGUUCCUGCUAGAGCCGGGCGCCAGCGGGUCGCUGCACAUGCACAUCAGCGAUGACGUCAUCCGCGCUGCGCUGCACAGACCCCUGCCGGGGAUCGCGCGCGAUCAGGAGCUGCUCGAACCCCUGUGGGACUCAGAGUCGGAUGAGGGUAGCGGGGGAGAUGGGGACAGCAGCAGCGGCGAGGAGGGCAGCAGCACCGGCUCUGAGGCCGAAGGGAGACCGCUCAGACGGCAGCAAAAGGGCGGCGGCUCUGGGGCCGGCAAAGAGGAUGCGCAGCCAUUUUGGAGGCGACAUGUGCGUCCGAUGAAGCGGCUGCUGGCGGCUGCGGUCAACAGCCUGACCUACGUGGCGCUCUGCACGUCUAUUUUGGCGCUCGGGCUCGUCGCCGGCUUCCUGCUGGCUUCCCCGCUCUCCUCACAGAGGGCGGCGCCUGCCUAUGAGCUGGGUCCGGGCCUGCUGGCUGCCCAGAAGCUGCCGGGGGGUCCGGUGGCAGGAAUGGCGUUUGGCGGAGAGGGGGGACCGGACCCCUCAAAAUUCGACUUCUUGGUGGGGGACGAUUUCGGGGUGUGGCAGAACAAGAGCAUGGAGAGCAGCUCUGUCACUGUUGAGCAGUCCGGCAUCCCAGGGCUGUCGACGGUGGGAGGCCCGCACAGGAGCCCGCGCGUGCCGAUAAAGGGCCCGGGCGGGAAGCUGCUGCCCUUGCCGCGCAGCCUGCGAGUGUGCACGAUGACCGCUGAUUUUUGGGGCCUGCCCACCGCCGGGGGGACCGCCACCGCCUACGGACUCCUCACCUCCGCGCUCAGCGAGGACCCCUCCCUCGAUGUGACGCUGCUGGGCGUGAGCCGUAUGAUGGACAAGUGCAUUAAGGGCCGCAAGCAGCAGUCCCGGCUCAACCCGCGCGCCAACUACGCAUGCUUCGACGACCGCCACUUCCAGCCAUUCGUGGUCACCACGCAGCCCUACGAGGGGCUUAGUCAUGCCACGCUGGAGUGGCUCAAAGAGAACCAGCACCUCUGCGAUGUGCUGCAGGUGCACGAGUGGGGCGGGGUGUUCACGGACAUUGUGACCUACUCCCACUUCCGCCAGUUCAGGCCGGGGCUUCGCAUCGCCAUCAACUCCCACGGAGGCCACUACUGGUCCACUCAGGGUCAGCUGCCGCGGCCAACGGACAUAAUGAGCCUGCGCAUAGACAACGGCGAGCGCGCCACUCUGGAGUAUGCUGACAUAGCGCUGUCGCCCACCCGCUACAUCGCAUCCUGGCUGCGCCAGCGUGGCUGGCGCCUGCCUGACUACCGGCUGCCGGUGCCCAACAUGAUAGCGGAUCUGGACCAGGCGCCAAAAGAGAGAGUGGACAAGCCGGUCUGGCGAGUCGCCUUCUUCGGUCGCCUCGAAGAGCGCAAGGGCAUCAAGCUAUUCGUUGAUGCCGUGCAGCGGCUGCCGAAGGAGAUUCUGGAGAAGCCGGAGUUUGAGUCCUACUUCGUGGGGGCUGAGUCCAAGAUCGACCAGGUGCUGAGCAGCACGUGGCUCAAGGCGCACACCAAACACUGGACCUGGAAAAUUUUCAUCAUGGCCAACACCCCGAGGGACAAAGCUCUUGCGACGAUCAGUGCGGACGGCAUUCUACUGGUGCUGGCGUCCAUGAUCGACAACAUGCCAUACGUGCUGGCGGAGGCAUCAGUCAUGCGCAUCCCCUUACUAAUCUAUGACGUCGGCGGGGUGACUGAGAUGAUCGACCCCAAGCUGCACGCCGACAUCAUCUGCGGCACGCCCAAGGGUGAUAUGCUGGCGGUGCGCAUGCGCGAGGCGCUGCAGGCAGGCAAGCUGGGAAUCUCCGCCCUGUCUCCACGUGUGACCACCGGCAAAGAGCAAUGGCAGGAGUGGCACCACGACUUCUUCCACAACCAGAAGCAGGACUACAUCCAGGACGACAUAGAGCUGCACGCAAAGGCGGACACCAUGAACACAGACUUGGAGAUCAUCACUCUGCGCGAAGCCAAGCAGACCGCCCUCGAGCUGUAUGAGGAAGUGUGCGAUGCCGAGGGCUGCACAGAGCGCGGCUGCGGCUUCGGAGUGAACGCCACAUCCGCCCCGCCCACAAUCCUGUUACUACCCCCGCAAUUCAGCGUCCUCAACGAGUCACGCCUGCCGGAAUUAGUCAGGCUGCUCAACAUCGGCGAGCUGCGAAAAGACUCGAUCGGGGCGCUGACUUUCGGCGCGGAGAUUCCCCCGUACAAGGACGGCGCGCUGCCAACGUCGCCCAAGCUGCGCUACGCGUUCCCUACCGCGCCCACCUGGCAGAUAUAUGAAGGCGAGGUGGAGCCAUGGCUGAUGAGUGACUAUUGCACUGACACCGUCCCCGUUCUGCUGCGGCGUUCCACCUUCUGCCGAGCAUUCGCAGCCGACGCCAAAGACUUUCGCGCCUACAACUCAUGGGUGCUGUCGCUGAUGCUGGGGCAGGCUGGCCUGCACCUGCACACAUUCCCGGAGGUGGCGUUCUCCUUGGACAAGUGGACCAUGCAAGGAUACCCCUGCGUCCUCGACAAGACACCCAAUCGCCAGCUGGACAUCCACGUGGCGGCCAAUCUGAUGACGGACGAAAUGCUGAUGCGCACGGCACAGCUCACCCCCGAGUACCGCCCCUUGGUCGAUUUCCACUCCCAAUACUCCACCACCCAAUCCCUCAAAGGGUGGCGCUACGGCUACACCGACGCCUCCAGGCCAAUGGAUCGCAACACGACGUUUCAUGAAAUGGUGUGGCAUGCGCACAAGAACGGCCACAUCGCAGACGGCCGCUGGCAGGCCACCCAGGAGCAGAUAUACCCGCAGCUGUACCGAUACAUCCUGCACCCCUGUGUGAGCUGGCCGGGCAUGCCCAACAUGUGCGGCGGGCUGCACACAGCCACCGGCACGCUGCGCUUUGACUCAUUCCUCACCCAAGAAAACGUGGUCAUCAUGCUCAUCUACGAGGUCUUCCCAAAGUGCGGCGACGGAGUCAAUUUUGUGGUCACACUGACUCCAGUGGACGGAAGCCCGGUUCAGACUCUGCACGAAGCAGAGUACGAGGUUGCGGACAAGCCCACGAGGCAGCGGUUGCAUUUCUACCUGGACAAGCUUUCCACGGGUGACAAGGUGGAUCUGCUGGUGUACCCUCGAGAACAGCAUGACUGCGACGGGGCGCUGAUUCUUGAGGUCCAGAUCUGGGAGCAGAAGGCCUACAAGGGCUGA